UCCGUUAGGUUAUAUAUUCUAUGUUCAAACAUUACGAACACAAUUAAUAAAAGAAUGGACGGUGAAAAUGUGAAAAAUGAAGAAUUCUGUUUAAAAUUAGAAAUCAAAGAAGAGGUUAAUGACGAAUUAUUAUAUGAAGUGGAUUCGAAAAAUAAUGAAAUAUGUGACAAUAUUAGUGAUAAUAAGUUACAUUCAGAAUUAAUUUUAAAAGAUGAAAGCUAUGAUGCAAUAUUUGAAGAAGCUGAAACUGAUUUAAAUUAUCAUGAAUUGUUAAAGGAAAAUUAUUUUUGUGAUAAAAUUUUUACAACUGAAAUUGAAUUACGUAACCAUGAAAAAUUACUCAAACAUAAAUUGUAUUCAUGUGAUGUGUGUGAUAAAAAGUUUAAGCAACAACAUUAUUUAACUGUUCAUAAACGAACACAUACUGGAGAAAAACCAUUUGGUUGUGAUAUUUGUAAUAAAAAAUUUAUCCUAAAACACCAUUUAGUUGGACAUAAACGAACACAUACUGGAGAAAAACCAUUUGGUUGUGAUAUUUGUAAUAAAAAAUUUAUCCAAAAACACCAUUUAGUUCUACAUAAACGAACGCAUACUGGAGAAAAACCAUUUGGUUGUGAUAUUUGUAAUAAAAAAUUUAUCCAAAAACACCAUUUAGUUCUACAUAAACGAAGACAUACUGGAGAAAAACCAUUUUCUUGUGAUGUUUGUGAAAACAAAUUUAAUAGAAAAGACAAUUUAGUUGUACAUAAACGAUUACAUACUGGAGAAAAAUCAUUUAGUUGUGAUAUUUGUAAUAAAAAAUUUAUCCAAAAACACCAAUUAGUUCUACAUAAACGAUCACAUACUGGAGAAAAACCAUUUGGUUGUGAUAUUUGUAAUAAAAAAUUUAUCCAAAAACACCAUUUAGUUCUACAUAAACGAACACAUACUGGAGAAAAACCAUUCGGUUGUGAUAUUUGUAAUAAAAAAUUUAUCCAAAAACACCAGUUAGUUCUACAUAAACGAUCACAUACUGGAGAAGAGAUAUUUUCGUGUGAUGUUUGUGAUAAAAAAUUUAACCUAAAACACAAUUUAGUUCUACAUAAACGAAGACAUACUGGAGAAAAACCAUUUUCUUGUGAUGUUUGUGAAAACAAAUUUAAUAGAAAAGACCAUUUAGUUGUACAUAAACGAUUACAUACUGGAGAAAAAUCAUUUAGUUGUGAUAUUUGUAAUAAAAAAUUUAUCCAAAAACACCAAUUAGUUCUACAUAAACGAUCACAUACUGGAGAAAAACCAUUUGGUUGUGAUAUUUGUAAUAAAAAAUUUAUCCAAAAACACCAUUUAGUUGGACAUAAACGAACACAUACUGGAGAAAAACCAUUCGGUUGUGAUAUUUGUAAUAAAAAAUUUAUCCAAAAACACCAGUUAGUUCUACAUAAACGAUCACAUACUGGAGAAGAGAUAUUCUCGUGUGAUGUUUGUGAUAAAAAAUUUGUUCACUCACAACUUUUAAUUCGACAUAAACGAACACAUACUGGGGCAAAACCAUUUUCAUGUUAUAUUUGUGAAAAAAAAUUUAAACACCAAUGCGUUUUAGUUGCACAUGAACGAAUUCAUACUGGAGAAAAACCAUUCUCCUGUGAUGUUUGUGAGAAAAAAUUUAACAUAAAACAGAAUUUAGUUCGACAUAAACGAUUACAUACUACUGGGAAAGAAUCAUUCUCAUGUGACGAAUGUGAAAGAAAAUUUAACUCAGAACACCAUUUAAUUAAACAUAAACUAAAAAUACAUACUACAGAAAAACCAGCCCCGUGUGAUGGUCAUAAUAAAACAUUUCAGUUUAAGAAGAGUUUAGUAAAACAAAGACUUGUACAAUUAAGACCACCAACACCUCCAUACGUAUGUGAAGAUUGUGAUCUAAUUAUUACCAAUCAAAAUGAAUUAAAAGAU
Chrysoperla carnea is the source of this 1932-nucleotide messenger RNA. RefSeq names its product gastrula zinc finger protein XlCGF57.1-like. The transcript is spliced from 2 exons. NCBI's taxonomy places the organism in Eukaryota, Metazoa, Arthropoda, Insecta, Neuroptera, Chrysopidae. The annotation marks the transcript as partial. The record is from RefSeq and is a predicted model, not a curated record. Gene Ontology annotation, biological process: negative regulation of transcription by RNA polymerase II; regulation of immune system process; regulation of cytokine production.